AUGGCAUCAGAAAUCACUUACGCUGAGGUGAAGUUCAAGAAUGCAUCACCAGCUGCAGUGGUUGAAGUACCUCCUGAGACGAAGAAGCAUGAGCACCAUCCCCAGAAAUACCCGCCUUGGCUCCCAUGGCUGAUCUCACUGCUGCUUCUCUUGGCGUGCAUUGCCCUCGUUAUUGCUCUCCUUGGUGAGUAUCUGCAGGUUGUCGUGCCCUUCUCCCGCAGUGGUGACCAGCCCACAGCCCUGCAGCAGACAUUCAUGGAGUGGCAGUGCACCUCGGCAGAGCCGCAAGGCAAAGGGCGAGGCUGGAUGUGCUGCCCGAAGGGCUGGAAACACUUUCAAAACAGCUGCUAUUAUCUGUCGGCUGAUAAGAUGAGCUGGGCUGAGAGUGAGCAGAACUGCACUGGGAUGGGCUCCCACCUGGUGGUGAUCAACACCGAAGCAGAGCAGGCUUUCCUCACUAAGGAGCUACAAGUUCCAACAGGAAUCAAUUACUACAUCGGUCUGCGUGCACAGGCGGUGGGCCAGUGGCAGUGGGUGGACCAGACUCCAUACAGUGAGAGGGCCGCGUUCUGGCGGAAAGAUGAACCAAAUAACCAUGGGGAUGAUGAGAUGUGCGUUGUAAUCCAUAGUAGUUCAGUUAUACACAACUGGAAUGAUCUCCGAUGUGAGAGCCAUUAUCGAAUUUGUGAAGCUUCAGCAGUAACUGUGUGA
This is a messenger RNA of Nipponia nippon (crested ibis), 711 nucleotides long. The record is from RefSeq and is a predicted model, not a curated record. Lineage: Eukaryota; Metazoa; Chordata; Aves; Pelecaniformes; Threskiornithidae.